Messenger RNA from Drosophila ficusphila, 691 nucleotides. RefSeq lists its product as uncharacterized. Gene Ontology annotation, biological process: protein ubiquitination; interstrand cross-link repair. Lineage: Eukaryota; Metazoa; Arthropoda; Insecta; Diptera; Drosophilidae. Gene Ontology annotation, molecular function: ubiquitin protein ligase activity. The coding region runs from base 30 to 578 and encodes 182 amino acids. The record is from RefSeq and is a predicted model, not a curated record. Gene Ontology annotation, cellular component: nucleus. The transcript has a single exon.
CUGGUGUUGAGCGCCCACAACAAUACAACAUGUCAUCGGACGAGAACCAGUGCCCUGAAAACGAGAGAAAAAUUCGACUUCUGAUGGAGGAAAUCGGGAAAUUGGAGCAAGAGCUUGAGCGUGUGGAGCAAGAGCCGACGGAGGAGCCGGAAGUUCUGGAGGAGCAAAUCCGCCAGCUGCGCCAGCUGAAUGCUCAGAUGAGGCGCUUCAGCACCCAACGUCGUCGGCUCCUGGCCCAGUUGCGCCAGGAGGUGUUCAUGCGAGCGAGGACCAUUCACGAUCGGAUGAUGACCAUCGGCGAGAAUGUGAUCAUCGAACUGCGCGCGGGGGUAAUUGGACUCAACCAGCGGAUGGACCAGUUUAGGGCACUGACCGAGGACGUCACCUGUCCCAUUUGCCUGCUGCCUUGGUCCGGUGAUGGCAGACAUUGCCUGGUGUCGCUGCGCUGCGGCCACUUGUUCGGAAAGAACUGCAUCCACACGGCCAUCCGGCGAUCGCAUCGCUGUCCAAUCUGCCGGCGACGGGCUUACCACGCCGACGUGCGCAGGAUCUACGGACGGAGUUUUUUGCCACCUUAGUUAACUACACUCUUUGGCUGCCUUUGUUUGUUCUCCGUUCGAAUUUACUAUGUUUUAUAAAAUAUUUCAUGUUCAUUCAAAUUUCAAGUAAACAUAUACAUCUACACUUAAAA